AUGGUAAAGCUCAAAAAGGGUUCGAAACGCCAGAACCUGGCUAAGAAAUAUAACAUUCAACGAAUGGUUGCCGCACAUAAAAAAAAGGCGCGGAAACUUAAGAACAAAGGCGAAUUACCUGUCACGCGACGGAAACCGGAACCAAUCCCCAACUGCAUUUUCAAAAAAGAAGUGCUGGAAAACAUUAAACGCACCAAGAAACUGACAGAUUUACACGCACAGGAACAGCAGAAACGUCGGGAAUCUUCACAGGUACACGGCGGCAAUGGAAGCGCCGAGAGCUUUGCCGAUCCGUUACCUAUUGUGCCACAUUUAUCAUAA
Molecule: messenger RNA, 321 nt
Organism: Babesia sp. Xinjiang
Lineage: Eukaryota; Apicomplexa; Aconoidasida; Piroplasmida; Babesiidae
Exons: 4
Coding region: 1-321 (106 amino acids)
Source: RefSeq, a predicted model, not a curated record